This is a messenger RNA of Chionomys nivalis (European snow vole), 732 nucleotides long. RefSeq names its product chromosome 1 C12orf60 homolog (gene C1H12orf60). NCBI's taxonomy places the organism in Eukaryota, Metazoa, Chordata, Mammalia, Rodentia, Cricetidae. The record is from RefSeq and is a predicted model, not a curated record. Bases 1 to 732 code for a protein of 243 amino acids. The transcript has a single exon.
AUGUCUUCGGAGUCAGAAAAGGAUAAAGAGAGACUGAGUCAAGCUGCCAAACUAUUCUUCUUCCACAUUCGAGAUCUGGUUUCCUUCAUAAAUAAGUUCGUUGAGUUGUUUAACCUCACGAUGAAGACUCGGGUCCUCCCGGUGGAUCUGAAGGAGGACAGUUGCAUUAAAGAUUUCUUUGAGCAAAUGAUCACCAAUUUUAAAGAGAUGCAGCUGAUGGUGGAAGCCAAGCACAAACAAGUGCAGAAGCAGCCUUUCUGUUCCGCGGUGGCGACUGCUGUGACCUCUGCAGUGGAGAAGUGUGCCAACGUGGGCCCACACCACACAGCUCAAGAAAUGCUCAGAAAUAUCCAGGCCCCAGCCGCUGCCUCUGUGCUGAGCAGUGGUCUCAUCCUUGGGAGUCUGGAAUCUUCUCUCUCAAACCUGAUGCAGUUCCCCAUCAUGGGUCUCCGAUUAAGUGACUUCUAUAGAGAAGAGACCAAAGAGCCAUCGGGCGCUACCACAUCCGAGAAAAUCACAAGUCCAGAACGUCCCAAGGCCACUCCAGAGGAUGCCUUGAAGAAGCUGCAAGAUGCCCUGAGAACGGAGGAUGCCCACAAGCCGGCCGAAGCAGCCGCAGACGAACUGGAACGGUUUGUCCAGACUAUGAAGCUCACCCUACAGGUCCUCCAGAAAGCAAUAGAGACCAUGGAAGGGGGCAUCUCCACAUUUAGGGAAGUUGGGACCAAGUAG